AUGCUUAUUUUACCUGCCCCAUUUGGAGAUGCUUCAUUUAACAAUGAAUAUGGUAGUCCAAACAUUACAGGAUAUUUUUGUACUUUUGCUCAAGAAAUUCCAAAAGUUAACAAUGAGAAUGGUGAUAUUGAGAUCCUUGUUAAUGAGAAAGAAAUUCGUGGAUACCAUAAACCUAUAAUGAUUGCUGGUGGUUUAGGUAGCAUUAUACCAAUGCAUAUUCAUAAGAAAAGAAUUGCACCUGGCACACAUUUAUUUGUCUUGGGUGGUCCAUCGAUGUUAAUUGUAUUAUCUCCUAAACCAGUAACAUGA
This is a messenger RNA of Entrophospora candida, 309 nucleotides long. Lineage: Eukaryota; Fungi; Glomeromycota; Glomeromycetes; Entrophosporales; Entrophosporaceae. The record is from the annotation of a GenBank genome assembly.